Molecule: messenger RNA, 656 nt
Organism: Austrofundulus limnaeus
Lineage: Eukaryota; Metazoa; Chordata; Actinopteri; Cyprinodontiformes; Rivulidae
Product: low-density lipoprotein receptor-related protein 6
Source: RefSeq, a predicted model, not a curated record
GAUCCUGAACCCGCCUCCGUCUCCGGCCACGGUCCGGUCCCAGUACACGCUGGAGUUCGGCUACUCCUCCAACAGUCCGUCCACCCACCGCUCCUACAGCUACCGGCCGUACACCUACCGUCACUUUGCCCCGCCCACCACGCCCUGCAGCACCGACGUGUGCGACAGCGACUACACGCCGGGCCGCCGGGCGCCGCUCAGACCUGCGGCGGCCUCCAAAGGCUACGCCAGCGACCUGAACUACGACUCGGAGCCGUUCCCGCCGCCGCCCACGCCGCGCAGCCAGUACCUGUCUGCUGAGGAGAACUGUGAGAGCUGCCCGCCGUCACCCUACACCGAGCGCAGCUACUCCCACCACCUGUACCCACCACCCCCCUCGCCCUGCACGGACUCCUCCUGAGCCCCGCCCCCUCUCUGUAAAUAAACAGGAAGUGACUGAUGGGGGCGUGGCCAAACCAUAAAAGGGAAGCAGAGGGCGGCGAGCUGUUGAACUUUUGUACAUUAAGAAGAGAAACAUAUUUAUAUAUUUUCUAUCCAGUGUUGACUGAUGAUGUCAUGGAUGAUGUCAUACAUCCAUGACAUCAUCCAUGACCUCACAGCUGUUUGUAUAAGAAAUUUGUACAUUUUUAACUAAAGUUUUUAUUCACAUCAUCAAA